AUGCCAGCGACGUACAUGGGAUUCCCGCACGACCGGCGCUUCAUGCUCUACAACGUGGCGCAGGGCAAGAACAUGGCGGUCGCCUACUUCACCGAGAUGUGUCUGUUCACCACCGCUUUUGGGGGCGAAGGCGGCAGCGGGUCCGACCCCAAGGUCAUUGUGACCUAUACCAAAGACCACGUCUUUGAUCAUCCCGACCAGAAAGUCACCCCGGAGCCGCUCCAGGUGCCGCUCAGCCCUGACACGGCGGGUCUCGACGAGGUCGAAGUCACCAUGCAUUCCUCCCCGUGCAUCGGGUACGACAUGGGCGAGGAAUAUAAUCGCUGGUUCAGUGAGCGGUUCGGCUACGAGGUCAAGUUGUUGUACAUUGGCGCAAAUAAAAGGAAAGUGCUGGGCAACAUGCCCCCGAAUGUCGCCGCACAGCAGCGCAGCGGCGGUACUACUCGGGAGUCCAACGCCACAAAGUCGAAUGCAAAUUCGUGGUUGGGCAGUAUAACGUCCACGGCGACCUCGCUUGCACGGGCCAUCACUGGAGGAGCAGGAGGUGAAUCGGACAUGGACAAAGAGAACCUAUACGAGGGCAUAGACGAAGGCAUCUCCUUCGCCGACGUGGCCCCUUACCUGGUCAUAUCGACCAAGUCGUGGGAGAACGCCCAACGCCGCCUGCCGGACACCGAGGAAAUGGACAUCUCCAAGUUCCGGCCCAACAUCAUUGUCGAGGGCGCCGAGGAGGAGUUUGAGGAGGACUAUUGGGCCGAGAUCCUCAUCGGCGACGGGGACGAAAGCAACGGCGCCAAAAUCAUCCUGACCCAAAACUGCGCCCGCUGCAACUCGCUCAACGUCGACUACACCACGGGCAAGGUCGGCCAAGGGGAAUCCGGCAAGAUCCUCAAGAAGCUGCAGAGUGACCGGCGCGUGGACCCGGGUGCGAAAUGGAGCCCCGUGUUUGGGAGGUAUGGGUUUCUCGCAAGAGUCCCCGAAGGCAAGUCUGCAGCUGAAAUCAAGGUCGGCGACGAGGUGAGGAUUGUGCGGCGGAAUAGUGAGAGGACAAAGUUCGGUAAGUGGUUUUCUUUCUUCUUCUCUAAUUUGGUCAAUCCAUCCAUUUUGAUGUUCGUCUAUGAAGUUGGAAUCGAAUCCCAUGCUGAUGAGAUAUCGUGUUCUGGAACAGAGUGGCCCAAUCUGAGCACCAACUGA
This is a messenger RNA of Fonsecaea multimorphosa CBS 102226, 1194 nucleotides long. RefSeq lists its product as uncharacterized. The coding region runs from base 1 to 1194 and encodes 397 amino acids. Lineage: Eukaryota; Fungi; Ascomycota; Eurotiomycetes; Chaetothyriales; Herpotrichiellaceae. Gene Ontology annotation, molecular function: pyridoxal phosphate binding; molybdenum ion binding; catalytic activity. The transcript has a single exon. The record is from RefSeq and is a predicted model, not a curated record.